GGUGGGUGUUGCUGGAAUUCCCAUUGGCAGGUCAGGAGUGGGUGAAGCCAGAAUGCAACAAACUUCUCUUUGGAGAAAAGAGGUAGCAAGGAAACCAGAUCUUGCUGAAUCCUUCAGAAAAAGAACUCUUCUAAGUGAUACCACCCGUGAGAUAUGCAGCUUCAUUUCAUCUGCAUUCUUGUGUUGGGAGUGUCCUUGGUGAGAUCAUCAGAACCUGAGCAGUGCGAAUGUGUGGAGAAAGCAAACAUCUGCACAAUUGUUGCUGGGACUAAUGGAUUGCCAGGCACCCCUGGAAGUAAUGGAUUUCCAGGAAGAGAUGGGAAAGAAGGUCCUCAAGGAGAAAAAGGAGAGCAAGGAUUACAGGGGAUGCAGGGUCCCCCAGGAAAAGCUGGACCUUCUGGCUCUAAAGGAGAUCAAGGGGAAAAGGGAGAAAGGGGGGAAAAAGGUUACAGUGGCAGCAAAGAACUUGAACUUCUUGACCGCCGUAUUAAUGAUUUGCAAGCAGAGCUGAAAGCUUUUCAGUUGAGUGCAAGACAAACCCAAAAAGCCAUUCUAGGCUACAUUUUCCCAAACAGCACAAGAGCAGGAGAAAAAAUAUUUGUAUCCAAUGGUGCUGAAGGUGAUUUUGAGACUUCCAAAGCAGUAUGUUCCCAGCUUGGUGGCCAGAUUGCUUCCCCAAGGAAUGAGGAAGAAAACAGUGCCAUCCUGAACCUCGCUGCAAAGCAUGGAAGGCACGUGUUUCUUGGAAUGAAUGACCAGGAGACCGAAGGCAUCUUUAAGCAUCUAAAUGGUGACCUGAUGGAAUAUUCAAAUUGGGCGAAGAAUGAGCCCAACGGGGCACAUGAGGAUUGCAUCGAGCUAUAUAUGAACGGCAAAUGGAAUGACAAUGUUUGCACUAUAUCUCGGGCAAUAAUUUGUGAAUUUUAAUUUAUCUUUCUGAAUUUCUCUAGAACUCAGGUAGCAGUCACAGAUUAGCCGCAUAACAAAUCAUGAACCAUCUAGGGAUGUUGACAGAUGACUUGACUUUAUAGGGAUGAAUCCCUUCCAUGCUGAGAUUCAAGGAAACCCAUCUAAUGAUGCUGGACUGCAUCAGCCAUAGUCAUCAUAGGCAAUAGUAAAGGAUCAUGACCGUUGGAGUCCAACAACCCUUUACUGGAUAGAUCUUUGGGAUAAUCCGAUUAUCUUAUUGCAGGAUCUGGAUACUUGAUUCAGUGCCAUUUUCCAUGUCACUGGAGAUGUGAGAUUUGCCACAGUCCAUGCUGGCUGCUCCUGGUGCACAAACAAGCUGAAGUUGGACCAAGGCACAGUCCAGCUUUGGACAGUGCAAGAACUACUCUCAUGUUCAGAGUGGGGCAUGUUGUCAGUCCAUGGGUUCUGGCUGAAAUGUGGGUUACCUGAACUGAGGUCAUAAUCCACAAAUUACCCAUGAAGAGAUCCUCUGAUUUGUUGCUGGGGAAUGAACUGUGGGUUGCUCACCAUGGUUUGCUGUCUAAACUGGGUUCAGACAACACAAUAACCCAGGAUUCAACAACAAACCAUGCCUGACCCAUACUUUUCAGCAUGCAGUAGUGUGUUCUCUGAACCCAGUUCAAGGGAGACAGAGAGAGAGUGCUUCAUAAUCUAUAAGAGUCUGUGAAGAAGACCUGAUAACAGUCUGUGAAUUUUUGCCUAUCUAGCUUGAUUAUUCUGAAGUCCAAUAAAGUUUGUAGAUAGAUCUAAUUGCACCUCCAUAUUUUUCUAUAUCUCAAGAAAUGAAGAGUUUUUAAAAAUAUUUAUAUACCA
Molecule: messenger RNA, 1782 nt
Organism: Varanus komodoensis (Komodo dragon)
Lineage: Eukaryota; Metazoa; Chordata; Lepidosauria; Squamata; Varanidae
Product: pulmonary surfactant-associated protein D-like
Exons: 5
Coding region: 154-927 (257 amino acids)
Biological process (GO): positive regulation of phagocytosis; surfactant homeostasis
Cellular component (GO): multivesicular body; rough endoplasmic reticulum
Source: RefSeq, a predicted model, not a curated record